UCCCAAAAAAGCCCUCCAAUUUUUUUUUUUUGCACAUGGAACUUUGGAAGCUUCAAAACCUUGAACCUCUGUAAUGGCUUCCUCCACUGCCAAGCCCUAGCUUCAACUUUUCUCACUCUCGUUCUUCGUCCUCAACUCUCGGAGAGAAUUUUUCGCUUAUGCUUCCGCUUUAAUGGAUAGGCAAAUUGACGGACAUGCCGUUCCUUCGACAUCUACUAAUGGCAGGGCUGCUUUAGCGUCUACUUCUUCGUCUCUGCAACCUGAUUACAGUAGCCGAGCAGUACAGGAAGCGCUGAAACAUCUGGCAUCUAUUGAUCUGAUCGAGUUAUGCAAUGAAGCAAAAGUUGAGCAUUGUCGGGCCACAAGAGACUUGAGAAGCUGUGGACGGGAUGUUCAGUAUGUGUUGAAUUCAUGCGGACAUGCCUCUCUGUGUGAAGAAUGUUGCCAACGUUGUGAUACUUGCCCAAUAUGUAGAGUCCCAGUUCCGAAGAGCAGUGCUAGAACACAUCUUCGUCUUUUUUAUGAGUGUGUUGAAGCUGGUCUCAUUCCCAAGAAUUCCAAGGAACAGGCUUCUAAGGAGGAAGAUGGGGAGGAUAGAAUAUCUACAGAUGUUCAACGCUUGUAUUCCUUAUUUGAUGUUGCGCUGGAAAAUAACAUGGUUUCUCUAAUCUGUCACUAUGUUAGGGAUGUUUGUAUGGAUGAGAGUGCUGUAUCAAGUGACCCUGUCAUUGCAUUUUUGUUGGAUGAAGUGGCCGUGAAGGAUUGGUGUAAGCGGGCCUCCAGGAACAUUAUUACAGAACUUCAAGAAAUAUAUAACUCUGGUGUAGAGGGAAUGAGAUCCAGGUUGACCGUACUACUCAAGUUUUCGGUGCACCUUGCUGGCAUAUCCAAUGUGCUUGAAGUGUUGGACUCAUCAUUUAGAAGUUCUCAUUCAGCACAGCUUGAGGACCUGCACAAUCUUCAUGAGGACAUAUUGAAGAUCAAACAGGUUCACUUAGGAAGUAAUGUGGUUAUCAAUCAUCACGCUGUCUUGCUUUUUUCUUAACUAUUUUAAAACAGCAUGCCAUAGUUCUUGCCUCUUGGCUUCUUUAAAUGAAAUAUGCCCUGGCUUUCAACUAACUGACAUGCCCCUUCAGUAGUUGAGGUCACUGAUUCCUGAUUUAUGGCUCAUUUAAGUAGUAGAUGUACUUUCUGAUCAGCUGGAGAGUACUGAAUGAAAACAUGCUAACUCAAUGGAUAUGCUAAGAUGUUUUCACACUCAGAAAAAAGGAGAAUCUUACC
Molecule: messenger RNA, 1281 nt
Organism: Cucurbita pepo subsp. pepo (vegetable marrow)
Lineage: Eukaryota; Viridiplantae; Streptophyta; Magnoliopsida; Cucurbitales; Cucurbitaceae
Source: RefSeq, a predicted model, not a curated record